AUGACAGUUUUUGUGGGUUUUUAUCCUUACACAUUCGCACACGCAGCUCGUCGGACGACUCUUAUGACGGAUGCAAUCACUCCGGCUCAGAUUCAGCGACGAGCCACACGCCUGAUCGAUGGACACGGGACGUCCCGCUCUUACCACCGAUACGGUGGUGGUUCCUCUUCUUCCAGGUCCGGCGAGGUGAAGAUGGUCUUUAAGCCACGCAAUAUGAGUUAUCCCACACCUCCCCAGUCCAUUUACCCCGCUACUGCUUCCACGUCCUCCGGUAGUCGCAUUGACCCCUCAAGUGCAAAUAGGCAGACUAGCUCGAUGCUGCAGAAACUGCGAAAGCAAUUCCUCAAGGGUCGAUAG
Molecule: messenger RNA, 357 nt
Organism: Echinococcus granulosus
Lineage: Eukaryota; Metazoa; Platyhelminthes; Cestoda; Cyclophyllidea; Taeniidae
Exons: 1
Coding region: 1-357 (118 amino acids)
Source: RefSeq, a predicted model, not a curated record